Dendrobium catenatum is the source of this 6608-nucleotide messenger RNA. RefSeq names its product protein TSS. The transcript has 26 exons. Bases 196 to 6081 code for a protein of 1961 amino acids. Gene Ontology annotation, cellular component: cytoplasm. Gene Ontology annotation, molecular function: protein binding. Lineage: Eukaryota; Viridiplantae; Streptophyta; Magnoliopsida; Asparagales; Orchidaceae. The record is from RefSeq and is a predicted model, not a curated record. Gene Ontology annotation, biological process: organelle organization.
CCUCCCUUAUCACACCCCAUAUCUCACUUCUCUUCUAUCCCCCGCAGCUCUAUCUCUCCUCCUCCUCCACCGCUCCAUUCUCCUGCCUUUCCAUUCCUCAUUUUCUCUCUUCUCCUCUCUUUCUCUCUGCUCUGCAACCUGCUUAUCUCAAUCUCCAGGAUACGCUAAGCAGGCUGAGACGCUUCGACGGAAUCAAUGGCGCCCAAGGGCGGUCGUGGCAAAUCGAAGGCCGAGAAGAAGAAGAAAGAAGAGAAAGUUCUUCCUCUAGCUUUGGACAUCACAGUUAAGCUCCCUGACGAGUCUCAGGUUAUUCUCAAGGGUAUUUCGACGGACAGGAUUGUGGACGUACGGCGUCUUCUAUGCGUGAACACCGUCACCUGCUGCCUCACGAGCUACUCUGUAUCGCAUGAGGUUCGAGGGCCGAGAUUGAAGGAUACGGUUGACGUGGCCGGGUUGAAGCCCUGCGUCCUCACACUCGUCGAAGAGGACUACGACGAGGACGGGGCCAUCGCGCACGUGAGGCGUCUGCUGGACGUUGUUGCGUGCGUCUCCUACUUCGGUGCCGCAUCUUCGCAGAAGGAUGGCGCCGGCGCGGCGCCCAAAGAUGGGAAGAAGGAAAGCGCCGGUGGCGGCGACGGAGGAGGUGGUGAAACCGCCGGGAGUAAGCAGAAUCCUCCACGGAAGGACGCGACGGCUGAGGUGGAGGCGGAGAUUAGCGGAGCGUGCCCGAGGCUCGGUGCAUUCUACGAGUUCUUCUCCCUCGCGCAUCUCGCACCUCCUCUCCAAUUUGUAAGGAGGACGACGAGAAUACGGCAGGAUGAUCAGCAGCCUGAGAAGGAUCACCUGUUUUUCCUCGAAGUAAAGCUUUGCAAUGGUAAGCUGGUUUUGGUGGAAGCAUGUGCGAGGGGUUUCUACAGCGUUGGGAAACUGCGAAUUCUUUGCCAUGAACUUGUUGAUCUUCUAAGACAGCUUAGUAGGCCUUUCGACAAGGCUUAUGAAGAUCUCAUGAACGCAUUCUUGGAGAGAAAUAAGUUUGGUAAUCUUCCUUAUGGAUAUCGUGCUAAUACAUGGCUCGUUCCACCAUUUUCUGCACAAUCACCCACAACAUUUCCUCCCCUCCCCACAGAGGAUGAAACAUGGGGAGGUAAUGGUGGCGGAUGGGCUAGAGAUGGCAAAAGUGAUUUAAUUCCUUGGGCUAGUAAGUUUCGGUUUAUUACAGCUAUGCCUUGCAAAACUACAGAGCAAAGACAGAUCAGGGAUAGGAAUGCUUUCCUGCUUCAUAGUGUGUUUGUAGAUGUUGCCAUCUUUAGAGCAAUUGCAGCAAUCAAGCAUGUUAUUGAAGUGAACCGUGUGAUACCAUCACUUGAGGAAAAAGAAAUUCUACACCUUGAGAUAGUUGGAGAUUUUAGCGUCACUGUUUUCAAGGAUGCUUCAGAUGCAAGCCAAAAGGUAGAUACAAAGAUUGAUGGGACCAGAACAACAGGAAUGGACUGUAAACAUCUGGCAGAGAGAAACUUAUUAAAAGGAAUCACUGCAGAUGAAAAUACAGCAGCCCAUGAUGUUUGCACUUUAGGUGUUGUCAACAUAAGAUACUGUGGUUAUGUUGCAGUUGUUAAAGUUAACUACGAAGAAAGAUUGGAAGCAGAUCGCCCAUUAGAAACUCUUGAUAUAGAGGACCAGCCUGAAGGAUCAAAUGCUUUGAACAUUAACAGUUUGAGGAUGCUUCUUCACAAAGGCCCUGCAUCUGAAUACAAGCGAACAUCAAAUCCUUCAAAGACUUCCAGACCUGAAGAACAAUCUGCUGCUCAAGAUUUCAUAGAGAAAGUGCUCAUUCAGAGUCUAGCAAAGCUUGAAGAAGAAGAAAUUGAUAAAAGUAUCUUCUUUAGAUGGGAACUUGGGGCCUGUUGGGUACAGCAUUUGCAGGACCAAAAAAAUGCUGAGAAAGAUAAGAAACAAGCUGGUGAUAAGGACAGGAAACAUGCUGUUGAAAAAGGAAGAAAUGAAACCAAGGUUGAAGGCCUCGGAAAACCUCUUAAGAUUCUUAGGAAUUCCAAGAAGAAACAAGAUGUGAAUGAGGAAAACGGUAAAGCCAUUGAUAGAAAAUCUUCAGACAUAGAAGUUGCGGGUGAGGUCCAAAAUUUCAAGAGCAUUGAUACUCUAAAAGAGUCAAAAUCAACUGAGAGUCAAUGCACACUCAAAGACCUGUUACCUGAUUCAGCAUUUAUGAGAUUGAAAGAUUCUGAAACAGGACUUCAUCUUAAGUCUCCACAGGAAUUAACAGAUAUGGCUCUCAAAUUUUACGAUGAAGUUGCUCUUUCCAAGCUGGUCGCAGAUUUCGGUUCAUUGGAACUCUCACCGGUUGAUGGUCGGACACUUACUGAUUUCAUGCACACCAGAGGCCUGAGAAUGCGAUCUUUAGGCCAAAUUGUAAAGCUGUCAGAGAAACUGUCACAUGUGCAAUCUCUUUGUAUUCACGAGAUGAUUGUAAGAGCUUUCAAGCACAUUUUGCGAGCUGUAAUUGCCGCUGCUUCAGAAACUGGGGACUUGGCUUUGUUGAUAGCUGCAACUCUUAACUUGCUUCUUGGCAUUCCCGAAACUGGGAAUAUGGUUCAUGCUCCUGAAGUUCAUCCUACUGUUUGGAAAUGGUUGGAGGUGUUCUUGAAGAAAAGAUAUGGAUGGGAACUUACUGCAGCAAAUUAUCAUGAUGUGAGGAAGUAUGCUAUUUUAAGGGGGUUAUGCCAUAAGGUGGGCAUUGAAGUUGCACCCCGAGACUUUGACAUCAAUUAUUCUUUGCCCUUUAACAAAUUAGAUAUAAUUAGUUUGGUACCCGUGCAUAAGCAAGUUGCAUGCUCAUCGGCAGAUGGGCGUCAGCUAUUGGAAUCAUCAAAAACAGCUCUUGAUAAGGGCAAACUUGAAGAUGCUGUCAGCUAUGGAACAAAGGCAUUGGCAAAGUUGAUAGCAGUGUGUGGUCCAUACCAUCGGAUGACAGCUGGAGCUUACAGUCUUCUUGCUGUUGUUCUCUACCAUACUGGUGACUUCAAUCAGGCCACAAUUUAUCAACAAAAGGCAUUGGAUAUUAAUGAGAGAGAGCUAGGAUUGGAUCACCCUGAUACGAUGAAGAGUUAUGGUGACUUGGCUGUUUUCUAUUAUAGGCUUCAGCAUACAGAACUGGCUCUGAAGUAUGUGAAGCGUGCGUUGUAUCUUCUUCAUCUCACUUGUGGCUCUUCUCACCCAAACACAGCUGCUACAUAUAUCAAUGUUGCAAUGAUGGAAGAAGGCCUAGGAAAUGUGCAUGUCGCACUUAGAUAUCUCCAUAAAGCUUUAAAAUGCAACCAGAGGUUACUUGGUCCUGAUCAUAUUCAGACGGCAGCAAGUUACCAUGCUAUAGCCAUUGCACUCUCCCUAAUGGAAGCAUAUCAACUGAGUGUUCAGCAUGAACAAACAACCUUGCAAAUUCUUCGAGCAAAACUUGGACCUGAUGACUUACGAACUCAGGAUACUGCUGCCUGGCUUGAGUACUUUGAGUCCAAGGCAUUUGAGCAACAAGAAGCUGCACGCAAUGGCACCAAGAAACCAGAUGCAUCUAUUGCCAGUAAAGGCCACCUAAGUGUAUCUGACCUGCUUGAUUAUAUAAAUCCAAGUCAAGAAAUCAGGGGAAGGGAUGCUGAGUCCAUAAGGAAGAGAAGCCUCAGUUGGAAGGUGAAAAACCGGUCCUCCCAGAACUUGAAUUCACCUGAUUUGGAUGGAUCUUAUGUAACUUCUGAGUCAACAAAUAAAGAUGAAGUAGAGCUAGUAAACGAACUCCUAGAUAGAGACCCUGAGAAACAGGCUCAUUCUGUAUGUUUUGAGCAUGAACAUGAUUGUUCGGUGUUGGAAAAGGACAUUAAAGCUGUCAGGCAGUCUGAAGUAGCUUCUGAGGAGCAACAUGACGCUGCUAAUAAAAUUCAAACAGAAGAAAGUAUGGAUGUGGAAGAAGGUUGGCAACCUGUUCCAAGGUCAGUAGCAUCAGGCAGACAGAGACUCAAACAACGUGCACCAGUUAAUGGGAUAUCAAAUAACUAUCAAAGAGAUGCUCCAAUUGAACCCGCUCAAACCAAACCAAGAUAUUCUUAUUCUAGUAGCCGCUAUUAUGUAUUAAAGAAGAGAACUGUAGUCCCUAGUAGUUAUGCUGAUUAUUACCACUCAAAAACUCAAUCACCGGGUACUAGAUUUGGUCGUAAGAUAUACAAGACCGUGGCAUAUAGAAUAAAGUCAGCAUCAUCUAGCAUCAACGAGACAGCAAAUAUUGCUAAAUUUCGCAAUGAGAAAACAAAAUCACUGGUAGACAAUGAUAAUAAUUUGUUAUCGGUUGAUAUGAAUGGUCAGAGGAAUUUGAUGAGUGAGGUUUUAGAGUCACAGAAUAAUGUGAUUGUUAGCCUUGGAACCUCUCCAUCCUAUAAGGAUGUGGCUUUGGCACCCCCAGGAACAAUAGCUAAAAUUCAGAUCUGGAAGGAUCCAAAGUCCAAAGACCUUAAUCAGAAGUCGCCAACAAGAGAAGAUGAACCAGAGGUCAAUGAGUUAUUAUUGACAGAGAAUUCUGUAGAAGAGUCCCAUGUACCAGUUGAUUUGACAAACAUAAGCCAAGAGAAAGAAGACCCGCACAACUCAGUACUUGGUAGUACCCCAAUUAAUUCCGAAAGCCUCACCGAAGAGAAAGAUGAGAGUACUCCAUAUCCAUUGUUUACCUUAGAGAAUGAGGUGGAAGAUACGUAUAAAGAAGAAAAAUCCCUGAACAAUGGCGACAGAGAAAGCAACUCUGCAUUUUUUUCUUCAGACGUAGAAGUGGCUUCAUUUGGGGGUAUGCUCAGUGAGAUUGUUCCAGACUCUAUUAUUUCCAGUGACGCAAUUCAUGAGGAGAUUUGCAGGAGUGAUCACAAUGUUGAUAGCGCAUCUUCUGAUGUUGAUAAUUGUGAAAUAUCUGAGGUCUCAGUUUCUGAUGAGUCAACAGAAAAAUGUCUCAUGGAUGUGCUAUCUAGUAGCAUUGAGCCAAAUGUGAAUGCUAGUUUUCACGAGGGUCUUCAAAAUGUUAAUCCUCCAAGCAAUGCUGAUAGUUAUGAUGACAAGGGAAGGUUGUUAUUGGAUAUAGGUGAAGUAAGAGAGCCUAACAAGAAAAUGUCUGCCUUGUCUGCCGCUGCAGCACCCUUCAACCCAUCUCCCACAAUUGUGCUAAGUCCUAUUCCUAUGAAUGUUAGCCUCCCCUCCAGUCCCAUUGCAGCUGUCGCACCAUGGCCUUUGAAUUCCACCCUUCAUCCAGGGCCACCCUCUAUCAUGCCUACAGCGCCUGCUAUUUGUGGUUCUCAUCACCCCUAUUAUCAUCCAGCUCCUCGUCCCCCUAGUAUCAUACCUCCUUUGUCAUUUAUUUAUCCUCCAUAUAGUCCACCAUAUAGUCAACCUCAACCUAUACCAAGCAGCACAUUUGGUAUGAACAGUAAUGUGUUUCAUCCAAACCAUUUUUCUUGGCACUGUAAUAUGAAUCCAAGUGCAUCUGAGUUCAUGCCAGGAACUAUAUUGCCUGGCUGUCAUCCUGUGGAAUUCUCUGUUACAUCAACUGUUGCCAAUCCUAUUUCUGAUGCCACAUUAGAAAUAAUUAAUCAAUCUGAUAAUGCUAAUAUUAAAUCGUCACCUCAGGGGGACAGCAAUGUUGGAGAAACAUCCCAGAAAGAACUAGGUGAAGCAUCUGUUCCGCAGAGUGAGAUUAUGGUCCCACAGGAUUUAGAAGCAGUGAAACAAGAAUCUGUGGAAACUCAUGGGCCUUCUGACACUCAAACAGAGCCAAAGCCUACGGUAUCUUUGAAAGAACAUGCUGAUUCUAUCAGUGAGAAGCAGAGUAAUAAAAAAUAUGAGCGUGAUGGUAGCUUCAGCAUAUUCGUUAAAGGAAGAAACCGUAGAAAGCAAUCUCUAAGAUUGCCUAUUAGUUUGCUCAAUAAGCCAUAUGGUUCACAGUCAUUUAAGUGCAUUUAUAACCGAGUUGUUAGAGGAAGUUAUGUGGCCAGACCAACUGAGAUAUCUCAAAACGAAGCUCCCAUGCCCAGCAUUUCAUGAUCAGGCUAUGUCACUGUGGUCAGCUAUAGAAGAAGGAUAUGUGGAAAGCCCCAUUAUUCUCAUUUGGAAGCUAGACAACUUUACAAUUGACAUCUGGUUUUAAUUUCCUUAAGCUACAUUACUGUUUUCUUCUCAGCACAUUUUUACAAAUUAGUACGUGAGAUCUGAAUGAGCUUGCAGAAAACAGCACAGGUGUACUACACUAAUUUGGUCUUUGCAAAGUAUUUUGUUUGGAUGCAACUUACCUGAAUUUUAAAUCAGGUUAAAUUUUUGAUCUGUGGAGGUGUAGAGAGGUUAACUGUUAGAGAAACGGGACAGAGCUUUGACUCUUUUUUUUUUUUUUUUAUAACUUGAGAAUUAGUUUCAAUUCAUUGAUUGGCCCUUCCCCUGUGAUUUGCCUUUCAAUUUUCACUGACUAAUAAGGUGUAAUAUCUCAAUAAUGAUGUCCACUUUGCCUUACAUUUGUUCAGAUACAAUUAAUUUUGCAUUUAGUAGGAAAAUAAAAAAAACACUUCUAAUUUCUUCAC